ACCAAAUUUCGCGCGUUAAAACUUGAUCAGAAAUUUUAGAUCUUCCUUAUCUCCGGGAUUGAGCGCGCUUUUCGACUGGAAGUUUUUAAAUCUUAAACAAAAUAAAAUGCCUUCUGAAGUAAAACAAGUUUUAAAAUUCGCAAAGCUUACUCAGAAUGCCAUAACUCCUACUAGAGGCUCGGAAUUUGCUGCUGGUUAUGAUCUUUACAGUGCCUAUGACUAUACAGUACCUGCUAGAGGAAAAAUUUUGGCUAAGACAGACAUUCAAAUUCAAGUUCCUCAUGGCUUCUAUGGUAGAGUAGCUCCAAGAUCUGGCUUAGCUGUAAAAAAUUUCAUUGAUGUUGGAGCUGGAGUUGUCGAUGAAGAUUAUAGGGGUAACCUUGGUGUUGUAUUGUUUAAUUUUGGAGAGGAGAAUUUUCAAGUGAGUAAAGGAGAUCGUAUUGCGCAACUUAUUUGUGAACAAAUAUGUUAUCCAGAUAUAGAAGAAGUAGAGGUAAGUUUUUAUCUUGUAACUUUUUUCCUCACAUGCAUAUAUCACCAGGCCAAUUUUGAGCUCAGAGACUGCAGUUUUAUCCUUGUCAAUGGACUCAUCAGUCUAGUAUAG
This is a messenger RNA of Uloborus diversus, 604 nucleotides long. It is a transcript of the gene dUTPase, whose product is annotated as deoxyuridine 5'-triphosphate nucleotidohydrolase-like. Gene Ontology annotation, biological process: dUMP biosynthetic process; dUTP catabolic process. NCBI's taxonomy places the organism in Eukaryota, Metazoa, Arthropoda, Arachnida, Araneae, Uloboridae. The record is from RefSeq and is a predicted model, not a curated record. The transcript has 5 exons. Bases 107 to 604 code for a protein of 165 amino acids. Gene Ontology annotation, molecular function: magnesium ion binding; dUTP diphosphatase activity.